Messenger RNA from Pelodiscus sinensis (Chinese soft-shelled turtle), 7477 nucleotides. Lineage: Eukaryota; Metazoa; Chordata; Testudines; Trionychidae. The record is from RefSeq and is a predicted model, not a curated record.
GGCCAGCGACAGCAGGAGCGGGAAGGAUGCGUAGAGCGACGGGAGUGGUGAGCGGCGAGGGAGAGGCCGUCUGUGCGGAGCAGAACCCAGCAAACUCGUGGCGACAGUGUCGGGCCUCGCUAAACGGGCGGCUUCCGUUGGAGAACUGGAUCCAGGGACGGGUGCCGAGGCGGGAACCACCAAACCAGCUACUCCAGCAGGGUCGCCGGGGUCUCAGACAGCUCCGUUGGCCGAGGCUGGCUUAGAAGUUCUUUAGAAGCUGCUUUCCCUGCCCAAGAAAAUGGGGGCUGACAGUGAAAACUUAGCCCUGAGGAACUUGCUUAUCGGUCUCAACUUGCUCCUGCUGGGAUCAGUCCUCAAGCCCUUCGAGUGCCGGCUCGAGGUGACAACAGAGCGGACGAGGAGGCAGGUAGUGGACGAGGAAGGCAACUUUGCCAACUACAGCCCCCCUCUCAAGGAGCAGUCCAUGGUCUUCAACCAUGUGUACAACAUUAACGUCCCCCUGGACAGCUUCUGCGCCUCGGCGCUCGAGGCGUCCUCGGACCAGGAGGUGAGCGCGGAGGACGCCAGGAUGACGGAGUACACGGAGCAGACCUCUGACACCGAGAGCCAGGUCACCUUCACCCACAGGAUAAACCUCCCCAAGCAGGCUUGCAAGUGCUUCGUCUCCACGCAGGUCAUGCAGGAGCUGCAGAGCAGAAUUGAGAUGCUGGAGAGGGAGGUGUCCGUGCUCCGGGACCAAUGCAACUCCAAUUGCUGCCAAGAAAAUGCAGCUACAGGGCAGCUAGAUUUCGUCCCCCACUGCAGCGGGCAUGGAAACUUUAGCCUGGAGUCCUGCGGCUGCAUCUGCAACGAAGGCUGGGGAGGAAAAAACUGCUCCGAGCCCCACUGCCCGCUGGGCUGUUCCAGCCGGGGCAUCUGCGUCGAAGGCCAGUGCAUCUGUGACGACGACUACGGGGGGUGCAGCUCCCGAGGCCUCUGCGUGGACGGGGAGUGCGUCUGCGAAGAGGGCUACGCCGGGGAGGACUGCAGCGAGCUGAGGUGCCCCGACGACUGCUCGGGGAAGGGGAGAUGCGCCAACGGCACCUGCGUCUGCCAGGAGGGCUACGUGGGGGAAGGCUGCGCUCAGCUGAGGUGCAUGAAUGCCUGCAGCGGACGCGGGUUCUGCCAGGAGGGGCUGUGCGCUUGUGAGGAAGGUUACCAGGGACAGGACUGCUCAGCAGUGGCCCCGCCCGAGGAGCUGCGCGUGGCUGGGAUCGGCGACAGGUCUAUUGACCUGGAAUGGGAUGGGCCGAUGGCCGUGACAGAAUACGUGAUCUCCUAUCAGCCAGCCGUGCCAGGGGGCCUUCAGCUCCAGCAGCAGGUACCCGGGGACUGGAGCGCCAUCACCCUCAAGGAGCUGGAGCCGAGCCUCACAUAUAACAUCAGCAUCUAUGCGGUCAUCAGCGACAGCCUUAGCACGCCGGUCACAACCAAGGUGACUACCCAUCUCUCCACGCCACGAGGGCUGCAGUUCAAGACGAUCACGGAGACCACCGUGGAGGUGCAGUGGGAGCCCUUUUCCUUCUCUUUUGACGGCUGGGAGAUCAGCUUCAUCCCCAAGAACAACGAAGGGGGCGUCAUCGCACAGCUUCCCAGCGGCGUCACCACCUUCAACCAGACGGGCCUGAAGCCGGGGGAAGAAUACAUCGUCAACGUGGUAGCCCUGAAGGAGCAAGCCAGGAGCCCCGCCACCUCUGGCAGUGUCUCCACCCUAAUUGACGGGCCCACGCAAAUCCUGGUGCGAGACGUUUCAGACACAGUCGCCUUCGUGGAGUGGACCCCGCCCCGAGCUAAAGUAGACUACAUCCUUCUGAAGUACGGCCUGGUGAAUGGGGAAGGGGGGAAGACCACGUUCCGACUGCAGCCUCCCCUCAGCCAGUACUCCAUGCAGGCCCUGCGGCCCGGCUCGCGGUACGACGUCUCCAUCUCUGCAGUGCGAGGGACCAACGAGAGUGAUUCUGCUGUCACCACCUUCACGACAGAGAUCGACGCGCCCAAGAACCUGCGGGUGGGCUUGCGGACGUCGGCCAGCCUGGAGCUGGAGUGGGACAACAGCGAGGCGGAGGUACAGACCUACAAGGUGGUGUACAGCACCCUCGCAGGCGAGCAGUACCACGAGAUGCUGGUGCCCCGCAGCGCUGGCAUGACCACCCGGGCCACACUCACAGAUCUGGUGCCGGGAACGGAGUACGGAGUCGGAAUAUCGGCCAUCAUGGAGAGCAAGCAGAGCAUCCCCGCCACCAUGAACGCUAGGACUGAGCUCGACAGUCCCCGGGACCUCGUGGUGACGGCCUCCUCAGAAACGUCCGUCUCCCUGGCCUGGACCCCGGCCCGGGGGCCCAUCGACCAUUACCGCGUCACCUUCAUCCCGGCCUCGGGGAUGGCCUCCGAGGUGACCGUGCCCCGGGACGAGGCCGGGGCUGGCACAACCCUUCACCGCCACGGUCUGCUCCCACAGAGCUCGACAGUCCCCGGGACCUCGUGGCGUCUUGUUGCAUGCGAAGCUCCUCCCUCGAAGUCUGACCAAUCCUCUCUCUGCUUUCCAGGGUUCCGGCCAAUCACGCAGCUGCACUUCUCUCAUGUGACUUCCUCCAGCCUGAACAUCACCUGGAGUGACCCCUCCCCUCCGGCGGACAGGUUUCUCUUGAACUACCACCCCAGAGACAAGGAGGAGACCACGCAGGUCACACUGGAUGCCAGCAAGAGACACGCCCCCUUGUCUGGCUUGCAGCCGUCCACGGAGUAUAUCGUGUCCCUAGUGGCCGUGCAUGGGUUGGUCAGCUCCGAGCCCAUCGUAGGCUCCAUCACAACAGGGAUCGACCCCCCGAAGAACCUCACUGUGGGCAACAUAACCAAGGACUCAGUGACCUUGUCCUGGAGCCCUCCAGAGGCAGCUUUUGACCACUACCGAGUGUCCUACCGAUCGGCACAAGGGAGAGCCGAAAGCGCGGCGGUGGCCAACGACGUCGCCGAGUACACCCUCCGCCGCCUGCAGCCCGCCACCCGGCACGAGAUCAGCCUGAGCAGCGUGCGGGGCCGGGAGGAGAGCGAGCGCAUUUCCAGCGUGGUGUACACAGCCAUGGACCACCCUCUGGGGCUGUCUGCCACCAACGUCACCCCAACGGAAGCCCUGCUGCAGUGGAACCCGCCUCUUUCCAAAGUGGAGAGCUACGUCAUUGUGCUAGCGCCCUACACGGUUGCAGGGAAGACCGUUCUAGUGGAUGGGGCCAACCAAGAGUACCAGCUGAUUAACCUGAUGCCCAGUACUAGCUACAUGGUCACCAUGUAUGCCACCAGUGGGCCUCUGACUAGCGGCACCAUCAGCACCAACUUUACGACUCUUCUGGAUCCCCCGACUAACUUGACCGCCAGUGAGGUCACCCGCCGGAGCGCCCUCCUUUCAUGGCAGCCACCAAUGGCGCCGAUCGAGAACUACAUCAUGACCUACCGAUCGCCUGAUGGAAGCCGGAAGGAGCUGAUCGUAGAUGCCGAGGAUACCUGGAUCCGCCUAGAGGGGCUUUCAGAGACCACAGAAUACACUGUACGCUUGCAGGCAGCCCAGGAUGCGAUGAGGAGUGGAUUCACUGCCACCAGCUUCAUCACAGGAGGCCGUGUGUUCGCUAACCCUCAGGACUGUGCCCAGCAUUUGAUGAAUGGCGACACAAUGAGUGGAAUCUACACCGUCUCCAUCAACGGGGACCUCACCCAGCGAGUGCAGGUGUACUGCGACAUGACCACGGAUGGGGGAGGAUGGAUUGUGUUCCAGAGACGGCAGAACGGGCUGACUGAUUUCUUUCGAAAGUGGAUGGAUUACCGCGUGGGCUUUGGAAACCUAGAGGAUGAGUUUUGGCUGGGGCUGGAGAACAUUCACAAGAUCACCUCGCAGGGACGCUACGAGCUACGAAUAGACAUGCGAGACGGCCAAGAGGCGACUUACGCCUAUUAUGACAAGUUCUCCCUCGGUGACGCCAGGAGUCUGUACAAGCUCAGGAUAGGAGACUACAACGGCACCUCCGGGGAUUCACUCACCUACCACCAGGGACGGCCCUUCUCCACCAAGGACAGGGACAACGACGUCGCUGUGACAAACUGCGCCAUGUCGUACAAAGGGGCCUGGUGGUACAAGAACUGCCACCGGACCAACCUCAAUGGCAAGUACGGCGAGUCCCGGCACAGCCAGGGGAUCAAUUGGUUCCACUGGAAAGGCCACGAAUUCUCCAUACCCUUUGUGGAAAUGAAGAUGCGACCUUACAACCACCGAAACGCCUCGGGAAGGAAACGACGGUCCCUACAGCUGUGAGCUGGCGGAAUCCUGCCCCUCCCUCCCCCAGCCGCCCGACCUCUGCUGUCCUUCGUUUGUAUUUUAUAAUCUGAAAAGGGGAAAAAAAGAUACUACUACUCUGAGCUAGCAACCUGGUCCAUAGGAGUCCUGGAAGGGGGGACUGAGUGGGUGGGAGGGUUUGGAAAGGGAAGGACAUCCACGCCUCCCCUGUGACAUGCCCCGGGCCCACUCCCCCUGCCCACAACGUGAAAAGAGGGAGAUGGAUUUUUCGUAUUUUUUUAAAGACUUAUAAAUCCCAGGCAAACCCCACGGGACAUGUUUUUGUGGAAGGUGCUCCCUGGCCAGCAGGGCCUCCUUUGCAUGGCAGGUCCUGUCAGCCGGGGAAAUCGAUGGAAAAUCAGGGCCAGCCACAUGGAGGGGCAGGCUCGCUUUUCGGCUGAGCUUCGGACGAGGGCCUGCAUCUGAGGUGACAAGGAGUGCCAGCCGCACCUGGAGAAGAGGGACCGCACCCAGUGCCCUGCCAUUUGAUCAUACUCCGAGGCAACUCCUCUAAUGCCCCUCCCAGGGACUGAGCCCCACCUCCUCCCUCUGCCACAAUAACCUUCUGCCCUCCCCCUAAUAUCCGGUUCCUCCGUUAGCCAAGAUGCGGGAGCUGCCCCCCUCCCUCUGACCACGAACACCCAGUGUUCCUUAUCCCUGUGAGCUCAGUACACGCCCGCGCACCAUGGGGAGAAGUGAAGAACGUGCUUGGAUUUGUGUACCGGGUUGGUGCAAGUCCCAGGUCUCACGUGGAGCAUGAGAUACUGGUCUGCUUUGCAUCCAUCUCUCCUCUCCUUUGGAGUGAUCCCUUAGGAACCCCACCCUCACCCUGCUGCUAAGAUGCCCCAGGUCACCUCCUGUGUAGAGCAGUAAGAGAACCGAUGGAGUACAGCAUCUGUCUGUAGGUGAGAGUCGCUCUAGGGCUUUCUGGGGUACUAGGGUGGCCUGUCUUCUUUGCGUGUUGACUUCAUCAUAAGCCCUUCUGUGGGUUUUUGCUUAUAAAGCCUAGCUCAGCGGGAGAGGAGGGGAGGAAUCACAGAAAAUAGCUUCCAAGGAAUCUGCCACAUCAUUCUGAAGGAAAUUCUCAGAGGCCCCCCUUUCACGGUUAUAUUUGCAUCUGAGCAUUGUCAUUGGUCCUAAGCCAAAGAGUAUUGGAGGAAGAGCAGCGAGCAGAAGAACUGGCAAGAGGCUGUAGUUUAUUCUGAAGCUUGCAGAGUAAAUCACAGCCGGGUGCCGUGACAUCAGGGCCUCCUGCCCGUGUUCCCUGGUGUUACGGAGGAAGGAUGGUUUGAUGCUGAAGGUAAAAGACCUCAGUGGAGAUUCCCUUCCCGCCAGCCUCUUCUGGGAUCCUGGGGAGUUGCCAGCUCUCUGGGAGCUGGUCCCACCAGCACUCAGCUGGGAAUUGCACUCUCCCCUCCCCCACAGGGCUAUCGCGAGGCUCAAUUCGCUGGUUUGUCGAGCACUUUCAGGUGCUUGGCGGAAAGGUCCCGUACAAAUUCCAAUCGUUACGUUUCCCCUCCCCAUGAAGGGACGCUGCCCUGACAAAACCCUGGGAUGUGAAGGCUCUAGCCCCUCCCUACCUGUUGUUACUAACAACACCUUUCAUUAUUAAAAGUGACUUUCAAACACUGCAUUUAUUCCUUCACGCUGAUGCUGCUUAUGUUCUGCACUUUCAUCAGUCUGGCCAAUGAGAACAGGCCAGGUGCUUUCCCCGGCUGCAUCCCAUGCACUCACACACAGCUGUUCGGCUCAGGUUCACCGUACCGCAGCAGCAAAGGUACCGGGGACAUCGCUGUCGAGAGCGGGCCUCUCAUUCCCACCACGCUGCUUUGCACGGAUGCCCACUUCCAGAGAGCAUGUAAAGGGCCUGAGUGGAACGGAGAAUUCAGGGCAGAGUCUCUUUAAACAGGUUGGAGGAGUGUGACUGGCUCCCACCAGCCUGCGUUCAGGGGAGAGACAGGAGGCUGAGGAGCAAAGACAGGCUCCACCCCACACUCGCGUGCCUCGGGCCAUGCACUGGGACACGAAAACGUAACUAACUGGGGUGUAGGGUUAAGUACAACCCUCAACGCCCGGCUGUAAGGUCACUAGGAAAGCGCCCACGUGUGACUAGCCUGAUCUGGCAGAAUGAGGCUGCAGCUGCCUUAGCCUUCAAACACCCAGCAGCCUCUUCCAGUGACAUGGCACUGGUAAGGCCUAGCAUUACAAAGGCACUGCCGUAGGGUUGCCAGGUGUCCGGUCUAUGACCUCCGUCUGGAAGAAAAAAAACAGAAAAUACUGGACAUAUAAAAUGUCCAGUAUUUUCCGUUUUUCUUGGAUGGAAGGCCACUUGGGACAUUGCUCCCCUGGAGCGUCUGGUGGGGAUAAAGGCACAGUGACCCUCUUUGGUUUGGGCAGUUUUUCGUUUUUUCCCUCAACAAGCUGAUUUUUUUUUUUUUUUUUUUUGCUCAACCAAUUUUUUUCCACCAUGUUCGGUAUUCUUUGUGAGAAUAUCUGGCAACCCUACACUGCCCUGACCCCAGCAGUUUCCCUGCUCAUUGAGGGGGCAGUGCUCAGGCAGGGUUAGUCCUACACAUGCGCUGGAGGUAGGCCUUGAUCCAUGGCCCAAGCUGGCAGGGAGUCUCCUGUUGGUUUUGGCGAGCGUUGGACGAGGCGCUGAGUAACUCCCCAGGAACUAGAUGAGAUGUAGUGAGAGCAAGAAGGCCUCAAAGAAGAACUAGAGGGGGCUACGAGAUUCUCAGAGGAUGCAGUGAGAUUUGCACUGUUCUCAGCGGCGUGGGUCACUUUGGAACCCCAAAGGCCAGCGAGAAGCAGCAGUUCGGGCUGACAGAAGCAUAGGGCAAGGCCUAGCAACGAUUUGUACGAAAGCUGCCCCCGCCCGUUGGCAGCCCCCAGACAAGCGGUGACUUUAUGACACGAAAAAGCUGGGGAGUUUAAUGGUUGGAACUCAGGGCGGCUCCUGAGAACGUCCUGGCUUCCACCCCCAGCUGAGGCCGGGGACUCCAUGUUGGACACGUCGCUUGGCUCGGCUGGGCUUUCUUGUCUCCCAGGGUAUGUCUAAACUACAUGGCUCCAUUGACGGAGCCAUGUAGAUUAGGCUGAUCGGCAAAGGGA